Molecule: messenger RNA, 4614 nt
Organism: Rhincodon typus (whale shark)
Lineage: Eukaryota; Metazoa; Chordata; Chondrichthyes; Orectolobiformes; Rhincodontidae
Gene: ccdc14
Product: coiled-coil domain containing 14
Exons: 14
Coding region: 289-3231 (980 amino acids)
Biological process (GO): protein localization to centrosome
Cellular component (GO): centriolar satellite
Source: RefSeq, a predicted model, not a curated record
CUGUCAGCUGGAGGUGUCAGUAAAAGAUAAAGUUGCCGUUACAGUGUGAAGCGGAGUUUCCCUGUCGCAGUGCUGAUUUGAUAAUUUAUUUACUAAAUCAAUUACUAAAAAGUUAGUGUGUGUCUUGAAUUGAAGUUGUUUAAAGUGUCACUUGCAAGAAUCUUGUGGGCAGUUUAAUGAAGCCAGAAGAGAGCGGUGGAAUCAUGCUGUUGCUGUCAGAUAUCUUUCAGGAGACACCUUGAUUUGGUCGAAUACCCUCUCAUCGUUGGCGUAUAAACUGGCUUGAAGAUGCCUUUCGGGUACAAUCGGGAGACAACAGUUAAGAUGAAAUCUGGGAAGGCUUCUAAGGCACUUUCUUCAGGAAGGUUAGUAGGUUCUUCAAAGCAACGUAAUGGAAAAAAGAGGUUUACAAGUAGAAAAGCUUCAACAAAUUCUGUAGACUCUGGUUACUCCCUGUAUUCCACAGAUUCUGAGGAUCAGGUUGCCAAUAUUCAUAAAGGCCUUGAUCGAUGUGCAGCUUUAUUGCAAGACAUUUUGAAAAAUGAGACAGCAGAUCAGAAGGUUGCUGCUCUGCCUUCAAAGAAGACAAAUGUUAGAAAAGCAAAAGUGGCUUCCAACAAAGGAGAAAACAGUAAAAAGGAAGUCAAGAAAAAUGGGCCUGUUUCCUGUGCUGUAUGUUUGCAGCAAGAGACAGCUUCAACACCAAAGUUGAAGAGGAUUCCUGAUGCAGUUGAAGUAGGUGUGAACAACACUACCCAUGUGUCAACGAUGCCACAAUCGACAAUUCCAUCAAAUCAGCACUCUCCUGUUAUAAAUCAUUGCCUCUCUGAUCACGUACAGACACAAAUGGGUCUUAUAAAUGACCAUGCUCCAGGAGGUCCCUCAAGUAGGAUAUCGCCUCGAUCUUACUACACAAUCUUGGACUCUGGACCCCAAGUUGUUUCAGCAUUUAAUUGUAGGCUGCCUACAUCUACACCAACUCUGUCUCCAAAGAAUCUUGAGCAUCCGUUAGUAAUACAUUCUAGUAUACCCACUGAGCUUUGUGAUCAACCUGUUCUUCAAAAAGGAUUGAACUUUGUACCAGCAUAUUCAGGUUCAGCUACCAUUGUCCCUACAGCACAACCUGUGGUAACUUUUCCGGUAUCUGCAGUCACAUCUGUGGCUGCACAUCCUUUAGCUCAGUUAGUCUGUAACACUGGCACUGGGCAUAGUCACUACCCACAACAAGUAAAGGAACAAGAGCUGCUAAAGUGUAUCCAGUGUCAUACAACCCAAAUGCACCAAGGGGAAGUAUUCCAGCAAGUGACUUGGGAAGCACAAGGGACUGAUAAAUCAGAUACGGAGCAAAGUGAUGGGACAACAAGUGAAGAUGAUCACAUAAAUUUUGUGGAUAUUACACCAGUAAAAGAUACCAGAUGUCAGACCAGCUUUGACAAGCACACAAAACCUAAAAAGCAAAGUCCUGACAAAACAGCCAAGAAAGUGAAAACUAUCAGAUAUCUGUUGAGUGAACUGAAGGCUCUAAUUGUUGACCAAGCCUGCCUCAACACUCAGAAACCCCCAUGGCAGCCUCCAAAAGGCAUUUGGCAGCAGAGAGCCCGACUCCAGCCUGCACAGGCUUCUCUGCCUACCGAAGGUCAAAAAUCCCACCUUUUGGAUGAUUCUGAGGCUCACAGAUUGAUAAUGGAACUAGAGGAUAGUAUCUCUCUACUACCAACUGUGAUUGGAAGCACAAAUGUACAAGCAGAAAUAGCUCUGAGUCUCCAACCUCUACGCAGUGAGAAUGCACAACUGCGCAGACGAUUAAGGAUAUUAAACCAGCAACUUCGAGAGCGAGAAAGAGCUGAAAAAGACUCCAGACCUGUAGAAAAUAACUUUGAAGUGAUUUCCUUGCAGUCCAUGAAUACAACAUUGCAGGCCCAGCUGGCAGAGUCUGUGAAGGGGCUGGAGUCUUUGCAAAAGGAAAAUGAAGAACUGCUGACUGUAAUCGAUAAACAGAGAGAGGAGAAUAAACAGCUUCUCAAAUUAGUGCAGGGGAAAGAACAGGAUCUGUUUGAGAAGAGCCAACAAUGUGAGAUGGACACAACUCGAGUCAAAAUUGAAGUAGGUGAAGCCUUGACAAAAAUGCGAAACAUUCAGCUGAAGUUGGAAGCUUCCGAGAAGGAGAAUCAAAUUUUGGAAAUAACACUUCAUCAACGUGAUGCAGAAGUGAACAGAUUACGAGAACUAACCAGAAAACUGCAAGGUAGCAUGGCAAGACUCCUUUCAGAUCUUAGCACAGAUUGCAUGAAAACCAAACCCACGUCCAGACUGACUAGAAACCUCCUACAUGAAUAUGAAAAACAACUACAGGAUGUUCCAGGUUUGAGUUCUGUGACAGCUUAUCUUAAAAAUCUGGAUAAUAAUGCUGAAUACAACACUCCAACUUUAUCAUUUUGUAAAGUUCCUGAAUCUGAAUCUUUAGCCACGCGAGAUCCCCCUUACUUAACAUCUGCAAACACAGGAACGUGCCAAAGUAAUGUUCUGUCAGCAAAGUCUUCACCCAGCAUCUUUUCCAGGUUUGACGCACAGACUGAAUGCCAUAUAACUAGAGGAAGUGAGAACUCUACUCUAGAUGAAACCACAUAUCUUCCGCUAGUUGGCAAUACCACCAAGCAAGAAAAUAAAUCAGUUGAAAGGAGGAAAUGUAUACCAUUACAUUUGAACAGCGGAUCAAAGAAAUUGCACUAUGACAAUGGAAGUUCAUGUAAUGGAGUGGUAGUAGUGCCAUGUAUCCUGGAUGACUUACAAAAACCAGAAAAGCCUGUUCCUGAAGAAAUACCUGUUACUCAAAAUUUAAAAGAGAAGACUCUGGUAAAUGAUUGUGCAUCAAGAAUGGCAGAGACAGAAAAUAAGCAGAUUCAGUUAACGCAUUUGGACAUAAAUAGUGUUAAUUCUCCACACACUACUACAGAUCUUCCAAAAUCCAAUUUAAAUCCAUGUACACUUCAUUCAGAUCAGAGAAACAGGACACUGUUGUAUAAAGACAAGUUUUCAGCAGUAGACUCAAGCUUCUCUAGUACUGAUUAUAAAUCUAUAAAAUCAGGCUGGAGUAUUUCAUCUAUUUCUUCAUUUAAUUCUCGUGAUGAACAAGACUUCAAGAAUAGUCUGGCAGCCCUAGAUGCUAACAUUGCAAGACUGCAAAAGAGCUUGCAGGCGGAUCUUGAGAUAAAUCGAUGUCAAAAUAUUUAAUGAUAAACUUGACUUUUAUCUGUAGAUUGUGUAUUCUUUGAUUUUCAACAUAUGAUAUGAUUUAAUGGAAUGUUAUUUUUAAUGCUGUGCACUGAAUUUUACAUUUAGGUAAGUUUUUUUUUUUUCUUGUUUUAUAAUCAUGUCUUUUUUUUCCACUUAUUAGAUUUUAAUUUCAGAAAAUAGAUUCUCAUGCGUCUUUACUAGUUUAUUUUCAUUUUAGAACCAAAUGAAACUUCAUUUGGGUGAAAUUCCUUCAAUUUGUACUUGCAUUUCACAAAUCAUAAAGAUCAGGUCUCUUUCAGAGGAAAUUACAUCUUGUACAGAUUUUGGUUUUGCCACCAUCUGUGUACAGGCCUUAGUCACUUCUGUCAAAGAUAUAGAAUACUUUACUUUCUAAGCCUUUUGAAGCACAACAGCUUAUCAGUCCUCAAAUUGAUGUCCUGCAGAUGUCAGGAAAUAAUCUAAAGCAUCUGUGCAUGGUCUGAAUUUUCAAUAAACUUCAUCAGACUUGCCUUAAUAAACAUCAGACUUGCCUUACAUGGGUGCUUCCAAUGCAGUCCAGCAUGGCACCAUUUUAAUUAUCCUCUGGUUAACUUGGAUAUGUUAUGAUUGCUAAUGCUUAAAUUAAAAUCCACCUGGAAAUGUAACAGUUACUACUUUUGAGGGAUUGACUGAUGCUGUACAUUAGACACUGGAGACACAAUCUUCUCCUGAAGAUGGUCAGUUAGUGGGAUGGAAAAUUAAUUAGAUAUGUUAUGGCAUACCCAAACUCCACUACCUUCCCUCCUCAACCCAAGAAUGAGUCCUAGCUGGGAAAGCUUAGGGUCAACCUUCCUGAACCCUGCUUCACUGAUUUGCCAGUAGCUCUCAUUGGGUGGAUCUUCUGGUCCCAUGGUCUUGCUAAGCAAGCAGUGGGAAGGCCAUAACUUGGCCUUCCCCAAGAAGCAUGAUUCAGCAGGCCUGCCCUGGAAGAGGCAACACCAGCAUCUUGGUUUUAAAAAAAAAGGGGGGGUCACCCAUUUUAAAACAGAUGGGAAAACAUUUUUUUCUGAAAGACUUGAGAGUCUUUGGAAUUCUCUUCUUUGAAAGGCACUGUAUGCAGAAUAUUUAAAUAUUCUUAAGGCAGAGGUAGGUGGCUAGGCAGCCUUAAUUCAGGUUUUAAUGGAGAUAAAGCCAAAGUUGAUCCUAACCACUAUUUUUGGAGCUAGUUUGUUGUAUAGUCAUGUAUCAUGACUCCCAGUGCUCCUCAUCCACCAGCAGAAAUUCUGUAUAGAAGAUUACAAACAAUAAAAGCUAACUUAAAAACAUCCAAUCUGGUCAUUUAUGCUGACUACUGAAAGCAAUCAAAACAAUUUCCAGGUUACAACUAUAGCCCUGAGGCAU